This is a messenger RNA of Papilio xuthus (Asian swallowtail), 1871 nucleotides long. Its product is annotated as cytochrome P450 6B6. Lineage: Eukaryota; Metazoa; Arthropoda; Insecta; Lepidoptera; Papilionidae. The coding region runs from base 130 to 1665 and encodes 511 amino acids. Gene Ontology annotation, molecular function: monooxygenase activity; iron ion binding; oxidoreductase activity, acting on paired donors, with incorporation or reduction of molecular oxygen. The record is from RefSeq and is a predicted model, not a curated record. The transcript has 2 exons.
AUCUUGAUUAAUAAUAAUUAAGUACUUUGUCAAAAUUAUUUCUAAUUUGUGUAUUGUUGUUAUCAAUUUGUUAUCGGACUUCGGGCUAUAUAAGCUUGCGGAGCGUUAACAACUGGCAAUCUUUCCACCAUGUUGACUCUGGCUGUCGUGUUCGUGUUGUGCGUCGCACUGUACCUCUACGGUACAAGAACGUUCAACUAUUGGGAGAAGAGAGGAAUAAAACAUGACAAGCCUAUACCAUUUUUCGGCAACAAUUCGCGUAUGUACUUAUGGCAGAAAAGUAUGACAGAAAUUGGCGUGGAAAUGUACUGGAAAUACCCGAAGGAAAGAGUCGUAGGAUUUUAUCGAGCUAUGCGUCCAGAACUUGUCUUAAGAGAUCCAGAAAUUAUAAAACGCGUCCUCGUCUCAGACUUUGGAUAUUUUCACAUGAGAGGUAUCAGUACUCACAAGACUGUUGUGGAGCCCAUAGCAAAAAAUCUUUUCCUUGCUGAAGGCGAUCUCUGGAAGCUAUUGAGGCAGCGCAUGACUCCCGCUUUUACCAGCGGCAAACUGAAGGCGAUGUUCCCGCUCAUUGUGGAGCGUGCUGAGCGGCUGCAAACCCACGCAAUCAACGCUCCACCGACUGGACGAGUUCUGGACUCUCGGGAAAUAAUGGCGCGGUAUACUACUGAUUUCAUUGGUGCUUGUGGCUUCGGACUCGAUAUGGAUUCUCUUAGUGUAGAAAAUUCCUCUUUUAGACAACUCGGUAUUGACAUUUUUAAAGUUGAAGUCAGUCAAAUUAUUAAACAAAUGCUUAAAGAGAUGUUCCCUGAAGCAUGCAAACAUUUUAGAAUAUUUAGCAAAAUAGAAAAAGACGCGUACGCCCUUGUCAAAACUAUUCUGCAAAAGAGAAAUUACCAACCAUGCGGUAGACACGAUUUCAUCGAUCUUCUUCUGGAAAGUAAGCAAAAAGGAAAAAUGGUUGGUCAAUCUAUAGAAUCAGUAAAGUCGAAUGGCAUGCCUGAAGAAGUAUCUUUGGAGUUGACCGAAGAAUUAAUGAUGGCUCAGAUUGUAGUUUUCUUCGCUGCGGGAUUCGAAACUUCAUCUUCCUCAACCAGUUAUACGCUGCAUGAACUUGCAUACAAUCCUGAGGAACAGCGAAAAGUGCAAGAAGAAGUCGACAGAGUUUUAGCGAAAUACGAUAACAAGCUAUGCUAUGAUGCGGUUUCUGAAAUGACUUACUUACAUUGCGCUUUCAAAGAAGGCAUUCGAAUGUUCCCAUCGUUGGGUCACUUAGUAAGAAAAUGUGCCCGCAAGUACACAUUCCCCGACUUGGACCUGACUAUAGACGACGGCGUUUCAAUAUUUAUACCAGUGCAGGCGUUGCACAUGGAUCCGCUGUAUUUCGAGGAGCCCGAGAAAUUCAAGCCAGGUCGUUUCUUAACUGAUUUCAUUAACCCAUUGACCAAACAUAUAUAUUUACCAUUUGGAGAAGGUCCCCGGGCUUGUAUUGGUGAGAGACUGGGUCUGAUGCAGUCACUGGCUGGUCUGGCGGCGGUGCUGUCGCGCUACUCGGUUGAACCCGCGCCGGAAACCUUGCGCCAUCCUAGGAUCGAUCCCACUUCUAAUAUUGUGCAAAGUGUUGUCGGUGGAUUACCUUUGAUGUUUAAGUUGAGAAGUAAGUAAGUAUUACCCGUGUACUUUUAUAAGAUUUCUUUUGUAUUAAAUAUGAAAAUGGCAUAUGUAAUUUGUAUUUGAUAAUAUUAUUAAACGUUUUUCGGUUUACAAAUACUCCGUAUUGUUUGCUUCACUGAACUUUAUAUAAUUCGGUUGUUGAGGGAAUUAGUUAAUUUUUUAUUAUUAGCUUUAAUAAAUAAAUAUAUUUGAUAAUA